AUGGUGGUGCUGCUGGCGCUGCUGCUGGUCGCGGGAGGCAGUGCAGCGGAGAGCAGCAGUGCACCUGCUGCUUCCAACGCAACGACAGCUUCAGCCCCCAAGCUCAAGGCCAUGAAGCAGCAGCUCAAGUCUAAAAUAAUACCUACAGCUGGGGAGGCGGAACUCCCGAACGGCAUCGGGGAUGUGCUGCCUUCGGGGGCCUGCAAGCCCGACGCGGCGGCGUUCUGCAAGGACCUGAAGGCUGGCGACGGGAGGUUGGCCGCGUGCCUCAGCAAGCGGCUGCAGGCGGAGAAGAAGGGCAACGUGGCGGGCCGCAUGGUGUCCUCGGGCUGCAUGGAGGAUGUGGCCAAGUACAAGAUCGCUCGCAGCCAGAACAUCAACAAGGACCCUGCGCUCGCGCGGGCCUGCAAGGAUGAUGUGGCGAAGGUCUGCCAGUCUUCCUCUGACACUUCGACCCCUGGAAGCGUCGUGGCAUGCCUCAGGACAAACAGCCGCAAGCUGUCGCCCUCCUGCCAGAAGGAGGUGCUGCGGACGCAGCUCGAGGCCGCGAACGACUACCGCUUCGACGCGCGGCUGUUUGCCACCUGCGACGCGGCGGUGCGGGAGCACUGCGCCAACGUGGACCCGGGGGAUGGGCGCGAGCUGGACUGCCUGGCGGACAACAGCAAGCAGCUGGGAUGGGCGUGCCUCGAGGAGGUCAUGCGCUUCCAAAAGGAGGCCUCUGACGACAUCCGCCUGAGCUUGCGACUGUUCAAGCGCUGCGUCAACGACCAAAAGAAGUUUUGCAAGGACGUGGAGCCCGGGCACAUGCGCGUGCAGGUGGGCGGGCUCGACACUGGCAUGCAGGAGGCGUGCGAGCAGGACCUCCAGACCACCUGCUCCACCACUGCUGACGACCUCAAGGACGAGAAGAAGCGCCAGACAGCCAUUAACUGCCUGCAGACCUUCAAGGACGAGCUCAAGUCCCAGGAAUGCCGCGACAAGGUCCACCGCAAGAUGAAGCGCGCCGCCAGGGACAUUCGCUUCGACGACGUCCUGGCCAACGCGUGUGUGGAGGACCGCAAGACGUUCUGCAACGACGUCCAGCCGGGUUCCGCGCGCGUCAUCAGGUGCCUCCAGGAGAACCGCGGCGUCCUGUCGAAGCAGUGCACGGCGGCGCUGUUUGACCAUGAGGUCAAGAUGGCGGAGGACAUCGACUUCAAGUACCCAAUGCGCAAGGCCUGCGCCUGGGAGGUCUCCACCUUUUGCCCCAACGUGCCGCACGGCCACGCGCGCGUGAUCCGCUGCCUGCAGAGCAAGCUGGAUCACGAGGACAUGAGCAAGGAGUGCAAAGAUGAGGUGAACCGCGGUUUGAACCGCGCGGCGACGGACUACCGCCUCAACUGGCGGCUUAACCACGCCUGCGAGCAGGACAUCACCGCACUGUGCUCUGGCCUGUGCUCCACGAGCAGCAGCCAGCCCUGCGGUGGCGUCGUGCUGCACUGCCUCUCAGAAAAGCAGGACAACAUCACCAGCCAGGCCUGCCAGGAGGAGAUAUUCUACUACCAGCUGAUGGAGGUCAGCGACUUCAGGAAUGACGUCAUCCUGGCCGAGGCCUGCAGGCAGGACGUGGAGAAGUACUGCAAAGACGUGGAGCCGGGCGAGGGCCGGGUGCAUGCGUGCCUGCGCCACCAGCUGAACUUCAUCAGCGAGGCCUGCCGGGCGGAGGAGAACAAGCUGGCGGCCGUGGAGUACCGGGACAUCCGGCUGAGGCCAAAGCUGGCCAAGGUUUGCAGCGAGGAGCGCAGCGUCUUCUGCCGCGACGUGCGCCCCGGCAGGGCGCGCGUCAUCAAGUGCCUCAUGGAGGCAAUGGGCAAGCCGAAUUUCGGCGCCGACUGCCGAGAGGAGCUGCACGCCAGGUCCGAGGUUGUGAAGAACGACUACAGGUUUGAUUCCGGCAUCAUGGACAGCUGCGCCGACGAGGUGGACCAUCUCUGUGAGGAGGCCAAGACCAAGCUGCGCGGCACAGCCGCGGUGCUCAAGUGCCUCAUCCAGAAGUUCGAUGAGGCAAACAACAUGUGCCAGGCAGGUUGCGCUGAGUUGAGCCGUGCCGUGCGGUUCGCCCUGUGGGACUACGCCUCAGGGUCCCCCCUCACCACUGUGUGCGACGCCGACGUCCAGGGCUUCUGCCCCAAGAGCACCGCCACCCGCCCCGGCGGCGUGUUCACGAUCGGCGUCGCCGGCCACUGCCUCAGCAAGGCGCUGGUCGAGGGCAAGCCCCUCGCGCCGCAAUGCAAGGCACUGGUGCUGGUCGCGGCCCCCAAGGACAGCCGGGUAUACCUGCGCUAUCCAGAGUCGGCAAACGCGUUGGUGGCGCGGCUCGCAGACAUGCAGCGCGCAGCAGGGCUCGAGGGGGUGCUUGUGGACCCCUAUAAGCGGCAGGGCAGCGCGGUCACGGUCACGGGCUGGGUGGCGCUGGUGUGCCUCGCGAGCAUCGGGGUCGUGGCGGUGGCGGCGCUGGUGAUCGUGUACCGGCGGGUAGCGGGGAUCGACAAGGCGCACACGCAGUAUGUCAAGAGCGGGGACGCCUGA
Molecule: messenger RNA, 2571 nt
Organism: Monoraphidium neglectum
Lineage: Eukaryota; Viridiplantae; Chlorophyta; Chlorophyceae; Sphaeropleales; Selenastraceae
Product: Golgi apparatus protein
Exons: 19
Coding region: 1-2571 (856 amino acids)
Cellular component (GO): Golgi membrane
Source: RefSeq, a predicted model, not a curated record